AUGGACCUCCAGGAGCGCGUCUCCUACAUCCAAUCGGCGACCAAGGACAAGGAUGUCGAUGGUGACUACGCCGACGCCAAGACGCCCGGUGAGCUCGAAGACGGCGCACUCGUCGCCGGUGGUGCGCUUUCGCUCGUCUCCCGCGAGGCCCUCGCGCUCUUCUCGCAGUACUUUGCCAUCGGCAUUCUCUACGGCAUGCUGCCCGGUAUGCAGUACUCAGUCUUCCAGAACUACUUGAAGAUGGAAGGCUACCAAGUGUCGGCCUACGGUGUGCUCGUCGUCCUCGGCUGGUCGUUCAAGGUCUUCUUCGGCAUGCUCUCUGACUGCGUGCCCAUCAUGGGUUACCGCCGCAAGCCGUGGAUGAUUCUCGGCUGGACCAUCGCAACCGUCUGUCUCUGCAUCAUGACGUUCUCGUCGUUCCCGGACCCGUACUGCGAUGCGCGUGAGAUUCCUUGCCCCAAGAAGGUGCCGACCGGCGUCAAUAUGACUCCGGAACUUCGCCAGUGGUACAACUUUGACGCGCCGGAUCAGGGCGGCAAGUUUGUCAUGCUCUCGGUCAUUGUCAGCUUUGGCUACGUCAUGGCCGACUGCGCCGCCGACGCCAUGGUCGUCCACACGCUCUUCUUCCUUGUCGAAGUCAAGACCGAGCGCACGCCGUUUGGCGCCUACAUCUCCAACUUCUGGGGCCUCCUCCAGAAGCGCGUCAUGUGGCAGAUUUGUGCCUUCAAGUUCAUCAACCAGGUCUUUGCUGGCAUCAGCGCCACCCCCGGCAGUCCGAUGGCGUCGGUCUGGGCCGAAGUCGAGCCGCUCAACGAUGCCCUCUCGGGUGUCUUGAGCUACCUCAUCAUGACGCUCGUCAUGGCGGCCGUCGGCAAGUGGGGUCUCCACUGGAACUGGCGCUGGGUCAUUGCCCUCGGCACGAUCGGUAUCAUCCUCAUUGAUGGUAUUGUCAUCUUCGUCACGAUCUGGGAUGUCUUCCGCAACCAGUGGUUCUUCACGGGCGUCCCGCUGGCCGACAACGUCCCCGCCGGUAUCCGCUUCAUUGUCGCCACGUACUGCGCCGUCGAGAUCGCCGACAUUGGUAACGAGGGUGCCACGUACGGUCUCGUGACGACGAUCUCGAACCUCGCGUCGCCGUUUGCGUCGGUCAUCUACAAGCUCAUCGACUCGUACUUUGAUGUGUCCAUGGACCAGAUGGCGGUUGAUGACAAGCAUGUCCGCUGGGAGGUCUCGUACUGCUACUUCAUCUCGUACGGCUGCAAGCUGGCGGCGCUUGGCUGGCUCUUCCUCCUCCCGCCGCAGAAGGAAGCCAUGCAAGAGCUGAAGAAGCGUGGCCAGACGAGCAAGCUCGCGGGUGCGCUCCUCGUCGCGAUCUUCUUUAUUGCGCUCAUCUUUUCGGUGACGACCAACUUCAUGUCCGUGUACCCGUCGACCAAGUGCUACCGCAUUGCCGGCGGCAAGGGUACGGUCAACGGCUCGUGCCCAGUCAAGAAGUAA
Messenger RNA from Saprolegnia parasitica CBS 223.65, 1497 nucleotides. RefSeq lists its product as hypothetical. NCBI's taxonomy places the organism in Eukaryota, Oomycota, Saprolegniomycetes, Saprolegniales, Saprolegniaceae. The transcript is spliced from 2 exons. Bases 1 to 1497 code for a protein of 498 amino acids. The record is from RefSeq and is a predicted model, not a curated record.